Messenger RNA from Suillus paluster, 378 nucleotides. RefSeq lists its product as uncharacterized. The record is from RefSeq and is a predicted model, not a curated record. Bases 9 to 299 code for a protein of 96 amino acids. The transcript has 4 exons. Lineage: Eukaryota; Fungi; Basidiomycota; Agaricomycetes; Boletales; Suillaceae.
ACUCCAUCAUGUUUACGUCCCGCUCAAUCAUGUUUGCGCUGCUCAGCUUCCUCGCUAGCGCCAAUGCCUGUGUAAAGUGCCCAGCCAAAUUUAACGUCGAGCAUGACGAUGUUGCCACAUACGUAUCCGAACGUACCAUCCCACAAUACCCAGGCGGCCCGGUCAUACUUUGCUCUUACUACAGUGCCAAGUUAUAUGGCGGCGACUUAGUGCACUGUGCGUAUUACACUUCCAACAGCCAGUUUGGAGGAGGAUUUGACUCUUGUCCGACUAGAGCAACUGUGACGGAUCACUGCUGAACGGAGGUGGGGGAAACGAGACACCCAACGGGAGGAGCAAUGUCCUUGAGGAUGUGUUCGCGUAUUACAACUGGUCGAC